AAGCACAGAAAAUGGAGCCGUUCUGGCUGAUCUUGCUGCCUUUCCUUUUACUCCUAAGCGGGACUGAGUUUAGCCUUGCGGAAAAAGGAGAACGAUGGCAGAAAUAUCUCAGUAAGAUCGCCGCGGCAACCAAGCAGUACCAGCCAUGCAGUCAGGAGAACUGCAGCUGUCACAUUAGCGUCCUGAAAAGCGAUCUGUUGCCAUUCCAAAACGGCAUAUCAAAAGAGCUGAUAGCAGACACAGUGCGACGUGGUGUGGGGACACAUUACCAGAUCAUUGGACACAAGCUAUACAGAGAACAGGAAUGCAUGUUCCCAGCAAGGUGCAGUGGGGUGGAGCAUUUUAUCUUAACAAUGGUUGACAGAUUACCUGACACCGAGAUGGUGAUCAAUGUGCGGGACUACCCUCAGGUGCCUCAAUGGGUUCAACCAGUGCUUCCUGUGCUUUCCUUCAGCAAGACGCCAGAGUACUGGGACAUAAUGUACCCUGCCUGGACAUUUUGGGAGGGAGGCCCUGCUGUGUGGCCCAUCUACCCCACUGGACUGGGUCGCUGGGACCUGAUGAGAGAGGACCUGAAGAAAUCAGCAGCUCAGUGGCCCUGGAAAAAGAAAUAUUCCAAAGGGUUCUUCAGAGGCUCCAGGACCAGUUCAGAGAGAGACCCUUUGAUCAUGCUUUCCAGGGAGGCUCCCGAUCUGGUGGACGCAGAGUACACCAAGAACCAGGCGUGGAAGUCUGCAAAGGACACUUUGGGAAGACCCCCAGCCAAAGAAAUUCCUCUGGUUGACCACUGCAAAUACAAAUACCUGUUCAAUUUUCGAGGGGUAGCAGCCAGUUUCCGCUUCAAGCACCUAUUUCUCUGUGGUUCCCUGGUGUUCCAUGUAGGCAAAGAGUGGGUGGAGUUUUUCUACCCGCAGCUCCAUCCCUGGGUGCACUACAUCCCUGUCAAACAAGACCUCUCAGACCUCGGAGAUUUGCUGCAGUUUGUCAAGGAAAAUGACGAAGUAGCAGAGGCUAUCGCAAUAAGGGGGCAGCAGUUCAUCGAGGAUCACCUCCGUAUGGAGGACGUGACCUGCUACUGGGAGAGGCUCCUCACUGACUACAGCAAGCUGCUCCAGUACAAACCCAAACGCAAGUCCAGUUACAGCCAUGUCAGCAGCAAGCCCAACAGGAAUGAACUUUGACCUGCUGCACUAUACUACUCCAUAAAAUGGAACAUGUCAUGAUUUCCUUCAUCCGGCCAUCUAAUUCGCACAUAUUUUUGGUGCUGGUUUAUAUGUGCAGGAAUUUUUUAACCAGUGUGCUUCAGUGACCCAAAAAAAAAAAAAAAAAAACCUAUGAAAUGAAUGUGUAAUUUUAUGAAUUCUGUCUCAAUAGAAUGCAAAAUAUUGUUACAUUAAGAUAGCGUUGUUUUAUUUUUGUAACAAAUAGCCACAAUUCUGUAAUUUUUAACUUAGCUGUCUGAUCUGAGACCAGUGUCAUUUUUUAACCUGUUCUGGAGGUAGUCAACAUCAGCAAGAAGAAAUUAAGCUAGUUUUUGUUGAGAAUGUACUGCCGCCUUCUGUCCAUUAAGUGGAAAAGCAUCCUUAUGAAUGUAAUGCUAUGUUUAGUUUUUAGUCUUUGUCAGUGGACACUAACAACAAAUCAAUCACUGUAGGAGGGCUGUAAUGAAUACUAGUAACAUUUGGUUUUAAGCAGUUGCCAAAUUCAACAUGUAGGUGCCACAGAAACAUGAAUGUGAUGCAUGUUAAUUUGACCCUGCAAAUCACAUCUACAGUCUUUCAUAUAGAGGUUGUGAUCUACAGGCAUAUGGGCACUGAAUAGGAUCUAAUAUUCUAAAAUUAUGUUAAUAGGUCUUAGUUUGCGUUUAUCACUGUCAAUGAAUUAGAUUUUCACUGUCAAUGAAUUAGAUUUUUCACUAUUUUAUCACUUGAACAAAGGCAGGGGCAGAGUUAUUUGAGCAGUUAAGGUACUGGACUAGUACUGGACAAGCCCCAUCACGGCCAAGUUGCCAUUGUUAGGUAACUGAACAAGGCCCUUAGCCCUCAAUUGCUUGAAUUGUACUUGGUCACAAAUGUAAGUUGCUUUGGAUAAAAGCAUCAGUUAAAUGCCAUAAAUGUAAAUGCAGCAGGCCAAAAGCCAAAUUAACAAUAAAUGGUUAAUUGCAA
Molecule: messenger RNA, 2165 nt
Organism: Electrophorus electricus (electric eel)
Lineage: Eukaryota; Metazoa; Chordata; Actinopteri; Gymnotiformes; Gymnotidae
Gene: poglut1
Product: protein O-glucosyltransferase 1
Biological process (GO): positive regulation of Notch signaling pathway; protein O-linked glycosylation
Cellular component (GO): endomembrane system
Molecular function (GO): UDP-xylosyltransferase activity; UDP-glucosyltransferase activity
Source: RefSeq, a predicted model, not a curated record